Danaus plexippus (monarch butterfly) is the source of this 1682-nucleotide messenger RNA. Its product is annotated as trypsin-like. Lineage: Eukaryota; Metazoa; Arthropoda; Insecta; Lepidoptera; Nymphalidae. Gene Ontology annotation, biological process: proteolysis. The transcript has 6 exons. The coding region runs from base 180 to 1145 and encodes 321 amino acids. The record is from RefSeq and is a predicted model, not a curated record. Gene Ontology annotation, molecular function: serine-type endopeptidase activity.
GUAUGUGGUGUGCACGUCUCACAUUACAAUAAAAAUAUAUAACCUAUUCGGACUAUCGUGAACGAUCGCGGCGUUCUUUAUAUUUUAAAAAAAAAACAUAAAAUAAAUCCUCUGUAUAUCGUGUCAUAGGAUCGUUGCGUUGUUUGCAUUUAAAAAAGUAUUUAUAUAUAUAUAAUAAAAUGCAUGCAUUUAUUAUAUUAGCGUGUAUACACCUGAGCGUGUCGGAUAUGUUCAGCCAAAUAAAUCAUAUGGAAUUUUAUAAGAACAUAACCCGCCCUUCGAAAUCGUUCAGCAGUUUCUCUAACAACUACUUCAAUCAGUUACCCAAGGGUAAGGAGAAAGUGCAGUGCGGAACGCGGACGGUAGACUAUACCCUGCGGAGGGGUAAAAUUGUCGGAGGCUCUGAGGCGCCCUAUGGAGCAUUCCCCUGGCAAGUUGAGAUACAGAUGCUGGAUACAGAUAAAUUGACGUUCGAACAUCACUGUGGUGGCGCUGUGAUCGCUGAGCGACUAGUCGUUUCCGCCGCUCAUUGUUUUGAUAAGCAACCCUUGCACCUCGACCACAUUAGGAUUCUGGUCGGAGAGCACAGACUGAAGAUGCAAGACAAGCAUGAGAACAGAUUCCUGGCGGAGAAGGUGGUUCCUCACCCGGAGUUCAGAAAGAACGGGCCUCAUAGCAACGACAUAGCCGUUGUGCUGGUGUCUAAAUCUGGUGUUCAGUUCAAUUCCCAUGUUAGACCGAUCUGUCUCCCCGAUAAGGUCGAAGCGAACGGCAGGUGGUGUGCUGUCAGUGGUUGGGGCUACCAGGAUGAGAGUACGGAGAAUUUCUCUCCAGUGCUGAGGGCUGCAGCGGUUCCAGUUUUAGAUUUGGCGACCUGCCGCAGAGACAAAGUUCUGGGCAGCUGCAAGCAGACUAUAUUGGACUCUAUGAUAUGCGCUGGUGCACUGUCGGGGGGUGUGGAUGCUUGUAAAGGGGAUUCUGGAGGACCGCUGGCAUGUCUCGGCCAUCGCUGGCAGUUAACUGGCGUGGUCUCUUGGGGCGCGGGCUGCGGUCGACGAGCACGGCCGGGUGUCUACACGAGAGUAGCUUCCUAUGUAGACUGGUUAAGACACACGGCCGCCCAGAUGGGGCAGAGAAUAGCCUAGGAAUAUACGAUGUAUAAAGGCCUCACAAUCUACAGGAUGAUGUAGUAUUUUAUUUGUAACUAUCAGUAUUUUAACAUAAGUUGCAUCGUCAUAUAUACGUAGGUUACUGUUUCAUUGGUAAAUGAACACACGAUAGGACGUUGGUAUUCACGUAACUAUGUCGGUUUUGACUGACCGGAAACGCUACGUAUCAAGUUAUAAGUUGCGAACUUGUAUUAAGGGUAUGGUGUCGUAGAAGUGAAGGAAUCAAACAUAUUAGUUACCAUUAAGUUAACCAUUGAUACUGUCAAAAAAAAAUCAUUUCACUGAGUGACGUCACGAAGACUUAUGACGUCACGCCAUUUAUACCCGUGUCCAUUAUACGCUAGUGUUAAUUUUAACGCCAAAGAUUUUUUGUUAUAAUAACAAUUGUUGUACGAGUUUAGUUUUUUUGUAUUAUUUAUUAUAUUAAAUAAGAUAAUAUACAUUAACGGAUUUUCGUUUGUAACUGUUUCUCUAAUAUUAAAUUAAUUAUAUAUAUAUUUUAAUUUAUUUGUC